AUGACGUGGGCUCCAGGCAGGAGCUGCUGUCUCACGGACGGUUCCUUUGCAGGGCUGUGCGCUGGCCUAGACCUAAGAAGAGAUGAGUCACUUCCCAGGCCCUCCAUCCGUGCCUGGCCCAGCUGGAUACUUCCUGCCAACAGUCAUGUGACACUGAGUUGUUCCACGCCCACUGGGGAGGUCGACUUUAGGGACAUCAAGUUUGCUUUCAGAAAGAACAACUUUUCUUUGGAGUCCUCGCCAUCUCCUGAUUCCCCAGGGGGCCUGGCAGAGUUUCACCUCACUGACCUAAAAACCAGUGACGCUGGAGAGUACACCUGUGAAUACUACAGGACAGGGAGCCCCAAAAGAAGGUCACCGUCCAGUGACGUCCUUCUCCUACUGGUGACAGGCAAUUUACUGAAAGCUUCCCUUAAAGCCCACAAAAGGCGGAAGGUGACUGCAGGAGAAAACGUGACUCUGCAGUGCCAGCAGCCCAGCCAUAUGAUCAAACCUCACAUGUUUGCUCUACUGAAGAAGGGAACUUCAACACCAAUAAUGGUCCAGGGUCCAGUAGGAAUGGAGACAGACUUCUCCCUUCCACGUGUGACAGGCAGUGACGCUGGGAACUACAGCUGUGUGUACUACCAAACAAGGGCUCCUUUCUGGGCCUCAAAGCCCAGUGAUGAGCUCACGAUCUGGGUGACAGGCACCCAAGGCAUGGACGCCACAACCGUGGACGAUGAAGCAACGGGGAGUGUCACACACGCGGAGCUAGCAUCGCCGGGAUGUGUUUCCAGCCACACUCCGCUCCUCACAGAUGAAACGGAGCCUCCCAAGAGAGCAGGAGUGACACUAGGAACCACUGAAAUCAUCCUCAUUGUCAUCUUCCCCCUACUCUUCCUCCUCGCAGCCUUCCUCAUCUGCAAAUACACCUGCUGUGGGGCAGCUCUUAAAAAGAUGACCAAAAGCUCCCAUUCUUCUAAGAAAGCUGAAGAAGUGGUGACAGACGCGUCUCCAGCUAUGAAGAGCUGCCCUCCUGCCCUGGAUGAAGGAUCGCAGGUGCCAAGAGCUGAGGAACCUCAGGGAGUGACGUACGCUGAGCUGAACACCAGAGCCCUGAACAAGGGCCCCUCCAGCCAGGUGCCACAGCCCCCGGAAACCUGCGUGUACUCGGCCCUCAAGAUGUAGCAGGAGAAGACCUGGCACCAGGAAGAACCUCAAGGGGGUGGGCGAUGGGGCAGAGGGCCCUUGGGGGACUAGGCAAAUGAGGAAACCUUUCCUCAAUCUCCACUUCAGACUUGCUUCCUCCUUCUAAGAAAGUAACAUUUAUUUUUGUAAGUGGCAGGUAUCAUUGGCAUAGAGUGAUAUUCUGAGAGAGGACUCAGGACGGGGGUUCUGUCACUGCCAGGAAGACCAACCAUGUGAUGAGAAGGUUGGGGACGGGAGCCAGGUGCUAUCAGCCGGUCCUCUGGGGAAGAGAGGGAGGCUGGGGACGGACUCAGUCACGUGGGCAGUAAUCCAAUCAACCACGCCUGUGUGAUGGCAUCCCAACGAAGAUGCUGGACAAGGAGACUGGAAAGCUUCCGGUUGGUGACACACCAUCAUGUGCUUGGAGGGUGGACACAUCCUGAAGAUAUAGCAAGUUUCGCUGCUGGUACUGAUUUGUAUUCUUUAUAUAAUAAAAUUG
Messenger RNA from Eptesicus fuscus (big brown bat), 1669 nucleotides. RefSeq names its product T-cell-interacting, activating receptor on myeloid cells protein 1-like. The record is from RefSeq and is a predicted model, not a curated record. The coding region runs from base 1 to 1170 and encodes 389 amino acids. Gene Ontology annotation, cellular component: plasma membrane. Lineage: Eukaryota; Metazoa; Chordata; Mammalia; Chiroptera; Vespertilionidae. The transcript has 10 exons.